Molecule: messenger RNA, 2753 nt
Organism: Prunus persica (peach)
Lineage: Eukaryota; Viridiplantae; Streptophyta; Magnoliopsida; Rosales; Rosaceae
Exons: 2
Coding region: 1039-2541 (500 amino acids)
Molecular function (GO): protein binding
Source: RefSeq, a predicted model, not a curated record
CCUAGUUAGCUUAGUUGGAAUUGGAUCCGGUCAUCGCCCACUGAGGUAUAGAAAAACACGGACACUCUCUCUCUCAAUCUCUUCCUCACAGUCUGUGACAGAAAACUGCUUUGACAUUCACAAGCCUUGGCCUUUUAACUUUCCCACUCUGCACUUUGACUCCUACUGCUUUGCUUCUCAGGUAGAAGAAAAGAUAGGGUCUGAUAGAGGUGGAGCCCACCAAUGUAACGGAUCCCUCUCCAUUAGAAAGAUCGUAUAAGUUGGUCUCUAAAGAUAAUCUCCGAGUAUUUUCGUUUCAGAUGCAUCAUAUUGUGUGGUAUCCAAAAUGGUGAUCAUGAAUCAUGACUGAAUCCAAAACGUGGCGUUAAGUUGCUAGUUUCUUCUUCCAAGAUCAGCAUCAUGAAUCAUGCUCUUUACACGGCGUAUAAAAACACAAAACUCCACUUUGCUUUAGUGAUAACAAUUGUCUUUAAUUAAAAACCGCAUUGUCAAUAUGCACGUCAGUGUUGGUGAAAAAUGUAUAGAUAACAUGUCUAUAGGUUUUGUUGGCGACAAUGAUACCAACGUAUUAUUCAAGUAUUCAAAACAAAAAUAGCAUAAAGAGUUGCUUGAGAGAUUCUUUCUAAAACCAAGAAUACCUUCCAGUAGCCCACUUCCCCAUGUAAAAGAGGCAAUCCUAAUUUUUUUCUUGUUGGUCAAGGAAUUCUUAAGAGAGAGAAAAUCCUAACUAAGUAAGGACUUGCCAACAAUACAAACCAAAUCACCCUAAUUUGAGUUGGAUUUGCAUACUCAUUUGUAUGGGAUUGGAUUCUUAUACUAAGCUGGAUUGGAUGGAAAAUUCUUCAAAAUAAAUUUGGAUUUGAAUUGGAACCAAUGCCCAUCCCUAAUAUACACAGAUUCCCUGAUGAAUUAGGUUAGCUCACUCCCACAUGCACCCUAUGUAUUGUACGCACAGCACAAAAGCUCUAGCAUCGGCAUCCUACAGUCGCUUUUUUGCAAUUCUUGAAUUUUCAAAUAUUGUUAAUCAAACAGAGAGAGAUGAGUGAGACUCUAUUUUUGGCCUACCAAAAUCUGGGUGACUACCUCUCUUUAAGCAGCUGGUUCCCUUGCUUCACGCUCAAGAAACUAUUACUUCAACUCAGAGGAAAUUCAGAUAAGAAGAGAAAGCAAUACGAAAACCAAACCAGUAGUUCUUUUGAGUACAGCAGCAGCAGCGGGUGGCAGAGAGUACACGAAGAUAUCAUGGAGAUGAUUGUACAGCGCCUGAGUUUAAGGGAUCGAAUUCGCACAGGUCUUGCCUGCAAGUCUUGGAAUUCAGUUUGUAUGCGAGGACACAUCCGCGGUGCUCAAGAAGCGCCCUGGUUAGUUCUUCCUCAGGAUCCAAAUUGCAAGUGCUUGUCCGUUACCAACCUUGCCUACGGCAAAGUUCACAAGUUGAGGCUGCCUAAGCCAAUUCGUGGAAGUCGGUUUUAUGGCUCUUCAAGAGGUUGGUUAAUUAUGAUUCAAGAAAAAAUACUGAAUUCUAAAAUGUUUCUGUUCAACCCGGUUUCAGGAGCCUUUUGCCAACUUCCACCAUUGGCGACAAUUCCAUCUUUCAAAGAGUACGUAGAAACAGAAUGGGAUUUGUGUGGUACCAGCUUUUUCUUUCAUGACAUUGUGCUAUCCACCUCAGAUAUUAAUAAUUCAGAAUGUAUGGUGGCAGCAAUAUUUGAUAAUUUAAAGGUGUUGGUUCUGUGUAGACCUGGAGACAAAACAUGGAGUGGCUUCCAGGUAUUAGAUGAAAAUGAACUUCAUUGCCAAUUAUUGUUUUCUAGUACUGGUAAGUUAUAUUCCUUGUUUCUUAGUUAUAUUAAGAGUGAGCUCAUCCAACCUUGCACCAUAAAAUUUGGAGAUGCAGAAGUGGAAUUUAUCUUAGUCUGUGAUAACGAGGAGCAGAUUGGAAUUGACGUUGAGUAUCAUAAUGACUACAAAAUCAGUUUAAAUGGGGAAUACAACUCAUUCUUGUUUGAAUCAACCAACAAUGAAGUCUUGGUUAUCCAUCAAAUACUAGAUGUUUUUAAAAUUCGCAGAAGCGUGGAUGAUGAGGAUGAUCAAGAACUGGAACUGGAACUCGAAGGAGGAAAUCAUCAUCAAGGUGAUGAUGAAGAAGAAGAACACAACAUGCAAGAAGAAAAUGAUGACGAGCUCGAGGAGGGCAACACUGACGAUGAUCAUGAAUAUUUCAGGACAUCUGGUUUUAAAGUUUACAAGAUUGAUCCUGAGACUGGUGACUUUCUUCAGGAACAAAGUUUGGGGGAUCAAACCUUAUUUUUGAGCUUGCAUGGUUCCUUCUCUCUUCGGGCGAGCAAUUUCAUAGAGUUAGACAGAAACAACAUUUACUUUGCAACAAUUGGAUUGGACCGCUUUAAUGUUCGCAAAUCAUUUACAACUCGUGAGAUCGGCAUCUUCUGCCUCGAUAAUGAAAGAGUUGAGAGAUCCUUUCCAAGCGUCCAAGAGUCAAUGGGGUCUCGAAUGAGUUGGUUUACUCCAAGUUUGGGAUAGAGACUAGCUAGAUAUAACUUAUAAGAUAGAUGAGUAUCUUUGAACACCCUUGUCUCUUAGAAAAUAAAACAACUUUCAUUGCACAAGUUCCAGUUUGUAGUCAUUUUGAUUUAUUUUCUGUUAUUUGAUCCCAAGGAGUGAUUUCAUUAUGCCAUUUUGUAAAUUGUAACUCAAAUUUUCCCGUUUUAUGUAUUUUAUUAGAGCUUCAAGUU